Messenger RNA from Etheostoma spectabile (orangethroat darter), 3449 nucleotides. RefSeq names its product receptor-type tyrosine-protein phosphatase beta. Gene Ontology annotation, molecular function: protein tyrosine phosphatase activity; cadherin binding. Lineage: Eukaryota; Metazoa; Chordata; Actinopteri; Perciformes; Percidae. The record is from RefSeq and is a predicted model, not a curated record. Gene Ontology annotation, biological process: peptidyl-tyrosine dephosphorylation involved in inactivation of protein kinase activity; angiogenesis. Gene Ontology annotation, cellular component: signaling receptor complex.
CGGCGGUCAGCGUGGUCUCUGGCGUUGCCGUGGUGACGUUCAGCACCGCCGGCAAGUCCUGUAACUUCAGCGCGUACGCAGACGACGCGCUGCCGUUCGUGGCCUGUGACCCGGACAAAGAGUCCCAGACCGGUUCAGCUGCCGGGUCUCCGGGCUGGACCCUGGGACCCGCUACCGGGUAACCGUGGCGUCCAUGACGGACGGAGAGAGCAGCAACGUGUCGCUGCUCACAGCACCGGCAUCCGUCCGUGGCCUCCAGGUGGCGCCCUCCGCCCCAGACGGCCUCCGUGUUUCUUGGCGGGCCGGUGCUGGCCGGAGCGAGCUCUUCAGGGUUCUGCUGAUGGACCGGGAUGAGGUUCUGCUGGAGAACAUCACUCUGCCAAACAGCGCCACCUCCGCUGAGCUGCACGGCCUGCAGCCUGGGACACGGUACACUGUCACCGUGGUAACGGAGGCCGUCGGCCUGCAGAGCUCCGCCUCCAAACAGGCAUUUACAGCCCCCGGUCCUGUGCAGCAGCUGCGUGUCCGCCACGCUGAUGAAUCCUCCUUGAGCGUGGUGUGGAGUCGCCCGCUCGGUGAAUGGGACGGCUUCACCGUGCUGCUCCGACAGGGGGAUGCCCCCCCCAUCCUGUCUCAGAGGAAUCUCCCUGGGGGGGCCAGAGGGUGCAUCUUCAACAUCCUGACCCCAGGACGCCUCUUCAACAUCACUGUGACAACCAACAGUGGCAACUUGAGCACCUCCGCCGCCAUGCCCGCACGGACCCGUCCGGCCCAGGUCGGCGGUCUGCGGGUCUCUAACCUUGGCAGCACCGACACCCUGCAGACACAGUGGGACCGCGCCGCCGGAGACCUGGACUCGUACCGAGUCCUGCUGGUGCACGACAGCAGCGUUAUCAAGAACGAGAGCGUGGCGGCGGACGCCCCCGGCGUGGCGUUCCAGGGUCUGAGGCCCGGCGCCCUCUACCAGGUGGUGGUGACGUCGGUCCGAGCCGGACAGACGUCCAGACAGACCAUCGCAGAGGGACGCACGGCCCCUGCUGCGGUUGCCGAGGUGAUGGUCAGUAACCAUGGCCGUAUGGACUUCCUGAGCGUGUCGUGGCGUCCUGCGGCCGGGGACGUGGACGGCUACGUGGUGACGCUGAGCGACAGCAGGGGGACGCUCCACGCCGUCUCCGUGGUUACGUCCAGCCCCGAGUGCGUCUUCACGUCGCUGGUGUCCGGACGCCUCUACAACGUCUCCGUCUCCGCGCGCAGCGGCGCCCAGCUCAGCCACGCCGUCGUCCAGCAGAGGACGCAGCCGGCCCCGGUCCAGAACCCAACGGCGACGCACGGCGCCCGGGACGACUACCUGAAGGUGUACUGGCGCCCGGCGGCCGGGGACGUGGACUUCUACGUGGUGUCCAUCCGGCAUAACAACGCGCUGGUGCAGAACCUGACGGUGCAGGGGACCCAGGCCCAGUUCAGCGGCCUGGUGCCCGGCAGACUCUACACCGUGCUGGUGAGCACCUGGAGCGGGACGGCCCAGGCCAGCACCUCCACCCACGGACGCACCCUCCCGGCGGCGGUCCAGUCUCUGGUCCUAGCGGGCCAGGGGACCGAGGACCUGCGGGUGACGUGGUUGGCGGCCCCGGGUGACGUGGACCACUACGAGGUGCAGCUGCUGUUUAACGACAUGAAGGUGUUUCCCCCGGUGACGCUGGGCGCCGGCGUGGGGGCGUGCUCGCUGGCGUCCCUCACACCCGGACGUCUCUACAAGAUCCUGGUGUCCACCUUCAGUGGACCCAACCAGAGGACCAGCUUCAUCCAGGGACGUACAGUUCCCAGUAAAGUGAAGAACAUCCAGGUGAGUAACGGGGGGGACAGCAGCAGUCUGCAGGUGAGCUGGACCCCUGGCCCGGGGGACGUGGACGGGUACUCGGUGUUUCUGUCCCAAGAGGACAGACAGCUGGACGUCCGUCCCAUCCUCAAGCAGCACAGCGAGGUGACGUUUGGCUCGCUGCAGCCGGGACAGACGUACACCGUGACGGUCCAGUCGGUCAGCGGAGACCUGGUCAACACCAACACGGCCGCCGGGCGCACCGUCCCUGCAGCGGUGACCAGUCUCCAGGUGGACCCCCUCUCCACCUCCAGCCUGGCGCUCCGCUGGCAGGAAGCUCUCGGCGUGGCAGACGGCUACUUCCUGCAGCUCCUGGACGACACAGGAAGUCAGCUGACUCACUACUUCCUGUCCUCCGGAAUCACAGCGUUCACGUUCCACGACCUCACCCCCGGGAGAAAGUACCGAGUCAUGGUCCAGACCACCAGCGGGGGGGUCUACAGCCUGGGGGUCAGCGCCGCUGCUCGCACACGCCCUGCAGCCGUCUCCGACCUCUCGGCUGAAGCCGACUCCUCCACCGCUCUGUCGUUCCGCUGGUCUCCGCCUGACGGAGACUUCGACCGCUACGACAUCUCGUUGUAUAAAAGCGACGAGUCGCUGCAGGAGCGACGCCGCGGCCAGUCCAGCAGUCAGCAGGCCUCCUUCCAGGGUCUCCGGCCUGGCGCCGCAUACCGCAUGGUGGUGGUCACGCUCAGCGGAGAAUACAGCAACCAAUCAGCUGUCUGGGCCCACACAGUCCCGGCCGCCGUGGCGUCUCUGACGGCUCGCAGUGGGAACCAGUCUGACGCUCUCUGGGUGAGCUGGGAGCGUGGCGGCGGCGAUCUGAGCGGCUUCCUGCUGUCGCUCUACAACCCGGACGGCUCCCAGCGUUCUGAGCAGGCGCUGGGUCCGGAGGUCAAACACUUCCUCUUCUCGGACCUGGUUCCGGGGCGGCUGUACCGGGCCGAGCUGAAGACUCUCAGCGGAGAGCUUAGCAACAGCGCCAGCAAGCUGGGGCGCACCGCUCCGAGCCCUCCCGGCUCCAUCUUGUUUGGAGGGGUCACCAACACCUCCCUUGAGAUCACGUGGAGCGUUCCCGCCGACUCCGACUUCGACGACUUCGACCUGGACUGGACUCCUCGGGACCAGCUGGCCGUCAUCAACCCGUACCACAGCCCCACGGCCGGCAGCCGCAUCCUGAGAGGGAUGUUCCCCGGCCGGCGGUACACCUUCAGCCUGCGCAGCGUCAGCGGCGCCGCCGGGCCCAGCGCCACGCGCACCUACAGCACCCCCAUCCACAACAGCAUCCGCACCAAGCCGGAGCGAGUGCGCGGCCUUCACUGCCGUCCUCAGAGCUCGACCUCUAUCUCGUGUGCGUGGGCGCCGCCGGACGCCGACUAUGACUCGUACACCAUCGAGUGUCUGCAGCAGGACUCGCGGGUCCUGGUCUACUCGCGGCGCACCGGCAGGGACACCACGGCGUACCGCAUCACGCAGCUGGAGCCGCACCGGCGCUACAGCGUCUCGGUGAAGGUCAUCUCGGACGGGACGACCAGCGCCGAGGCCCGGGACAGCGUGGUCACCAUGAUCGACC